AUGGCUUGGACAGAUGCAGAUUACAAAUUUGUAUACAUUGAUGUUGGUUCUUAUAGAACAGUUAGCGACUCAGAAAUAUUUAAAUCAUCUAAAAUGGGUAAACGGCUUUCUGAGAACCAGCUAAAUGUUCCCUAUGGAAGGCAUUUGCCCAAUAAUGAUGACGGAAAUGUAAUUCCAUUCUCUGUCGUUGGUGAUGAAGCAUUUGGACUUGGAAAUUGCAUUUUACGACCAUAUGCAAGAAGAAAUUUAAACUAUACAAAAAAAAUUUUUAAUUAUAGGCAUACAAGAGCUCGACGUAUGGUUGAGUGUACUUUCGGCAUUCUCGCUAACAAAUGGCGUAUUUUUCACCGCCCAAUUGAUGUAAAUAUACAUUUUUGUGUUCGAAUUAUUAAAGCUUGCUGUGUUCUUCAUAAUUAUGUCCGCAUCAAAGAUGGAAUAAAAUUCACAGAUACUCUCUACAGUGCUCCAAUGAAUAACUUAACAUUAAUCAAUGAAAACAACCGAGGAAGAAGUAAUAUGGAUAAUGUGCGUCAGUAUAUGUCUUCAUAUUUUAUUUCACCCAAAGGCGCUAUUUCAUGUCAAUAUGACAAAGUGUAA
Rhopalosiphum maidis (corn leaf aphid) is the source of this 597-nucleotide messenger RNA. Its product is annotated as protein ALP1-like. The transcript has a single exon. Bases 1 to 597 code for a protein of 198 amino acids. The record is from RefSeq and is a predicted model, not a curated record. Lineage: Eukaryota; Metazoa; Arthropoda; Insecta; Hemiptera; Aphididae.